AUGGCGAAAACACCUUUUUCAGUCGUCAAUAUUGAUCUCUGUCUCGCUUGCAGCGGGAGCCCCUUAUCUGGUUCGCGACGACCCGGAGCGUCUUUGAAUGUACAUGAGAAAACUGAAGCAAAUUCCGACUUGCCAUCCAAAUUAUCGCCCGAUUCAGGAGAGGAUGAAGUAUUCCGAACUUCAUGUUGCGCACGUCCUAUAUGCGCCGCAUGUCUGCGUGCGAAUUCGCGUUUGGCAAGAUACGUACCUUGUCUGGCAUGUCUAGGCGGUGUAAAGGUAGUUGCGGGUCCAUCCAAUCUCGUUACAAGACAGAGCUAUCAAGGACACGUGAAUACUGGGGUGGGGGGUAACUUGCCAGGCAAGCACAUGGACCUGGAUGUAAACUUGAAUGGCGCGCUGAGGGAUGGAGACGUCUUUGUUGUUGGUGACGGAGAUGAUGAAGUCGGAGAUGAGAGUGAACCGCAUGACCAAGAUCAAAUAGAUUCUCCACCCGCAUAUGGAGAAAUUGCUUCCUGGGCCAGAGACGCAAGUCCUAAACUAUCAUCUUCUACACCUCCUUUCCCUCAGUCGCUAUCCGAAGAUGCAAUGCGGAUCCGGGGACAGGAACGAAUAGAUUUCGAUCCUGAAAUAAUACGGCAGAUACAGAAAGAUCCCACUUCAACAUCAGCGUCUGGAAAAGCGGACCCCCACUAUAUUCGGAAAGAUGAUACGUUACGUGGGCUUGCACUGCGGUACAAAGUCGACGGCCGGGUGUUGUGCAAAUUGAAUAAUCUUCCACCAAGUACACUCAGCACAACACCACAUCUCUUGCACACGCGCACCGUCCUCGUUUUACCACCUUCUGCCAAACCAGUUUUGUCCAUUGUGGAGAAUGGGUUAAAGCUUAGUAUCGAUAAGGAGCGAGAACACGAGAUCGAGCUCGAGAAGACAGCGAAGCGCCUUCAGCUGAUUACGAAAGAAGAAGAUUGGAGGAUUGCAAGAGCAUAUUCCGUACUUGCUGAAUCUUCGUCGAGUUCUUCCGCGAGGUUUCAAAAGGACCUACGGUCUGUUUUGAAAGAGACCGAGAAACAGCCCGAAGAUGAUACAGAGAACGAAAAGAAACAUAUGUAUAGGAAUGGCGAAAAGGUUCACUCCACGACAGGCACAACGACCAGUACUCUACAAGAACGAGCGUUAGACGCAUACCUAGAAGAUGAUGCGUGGGAGACACGAGAGCGUGUUGCAGGCCGGCGGCCCCCGUCAGAAAUGGCACAUAUGGUCGGGAAAGGAGUCUUAGGACGAUUAUCGGGGCAAGGAGUUGGGCGCAAUAAGAGACUUUUUGGAGCCUGA
Fomitiporia mediterranea MF3/22 is the source of this 1329-nucleotide messenger RNA. RefSeq lists its product as uncharacterized. Bases 1 to 1329 code for a protein of 442 amino acids. NCBI's taxonomy places the organism in Eukaryota, Fungi, Basidiomycota, Agaricomycetes, Hymenochaetales, Hymenochaetaceae. The transcript is spliced from 4 exons. The record is from RefSeq and is a predicted model, not a curated record.